AUGGGGACUCCAGGUCCUCUCUCUGCUCAGUGCAGCCCGACAGGAACCCAGCGCAGCAUGGCAGCCUCCAACUUUGUGCAGGAGAUACACUCCAUGGCUGAGAGGCUGCUGCUCAAGCUGCAGAGGCUGCCCCAGGCCGAGCCCGUGGAGAUCGUGGCCUUCUCAGUCCUCCUCCUUUUCACAGCCACUGUUCUGCUGAUGCUGCUGAUCGCCUGCAGCUGCUGCUGCACUCACUGCUGCUGCCCAGAGCAGAGGGGCAGGAAGGUCCAAGUGCGGCCCAUGACCCCACCAUGAGGGCCAGAGAGAUGAAUAAGGAGAAGCUGGAGGGGAGACUGCCAAAGCCAUGGCCUGGGGGUCAGCCUAGCCCUGCAGCCCUCACCCCAGCAGACAAAGAUCCACUGCCCCAGCUCUGGCCCUGCCCAGGAUCCCGGACACUGAUACCUGGAGCCUCAUCAAGGAAAUGAGGGCUGUUUUGGCCACAAAACCCUCACCUGCCAGUGAACACUGGGUGCCAAGGAGGAGUCGACUGUUUCAAAGAUUGAGUAAAGCACCAGGGAUUCUUUGCCUACCUGCACUUAACAAAACAUGGAAGCAAGGUCCCCAUACCUGGAUAGAGAACAGCCUGCACCCGUGAAGAGCUGGCCCUCGGGGCUCCCAGGCCAAAGAGGAGCAGGCCAAUCAGAGGGACUUUGUGCAAUGGUGACUGGAUCCCAAGCUCCCUGCCAGAGAAGGGCAUGUCAGUAUUCUAUUCCAGUAUUGGCCUGUCUCUUUCCCAGGAGAAGCUUUUUGGUUAUGUGUUUCUGUGGCAGAGACUCCCUGUGCUGGGCUCUGUGCUCGGGAGGGCAAUGGGCCAGAGUUCGAGGCGCAUGGCCACUGUCUGUCCUUUCCAGGUCGCUGCUCUCCCCAUGCCCACAAAAGCUGGAAAAACACGCAAGCAGGAAUGCCACACAGGAGGGAAUGCCACAGAACAGGGGAGGGGCGCAGCGAACUUCAUGUCGAGCACUAGCUGCAAACAAGCUCUGGCUCCCGGAUGCCCACUCUGCAGUGAGGAGGCAGGUGCUGGGCUUGGGAAUGCCCCUUAACAGUUUCCACUGCCAUUAACUGUAGCCUGCACACCCCACACUAGCCGGCUCAGGCCACUAGGUCUUCCCAAACUUCUGGAGUACGAGAAGAGAGGUCAGGCCCCUCGUAUUGUCCAUAACCUGCAUCCUGACCCCUUUGCCCUUUACACAUUUGUGUGCCAGACUGUCCAGGUUCAAAUCCUCGCCCUGCCACUCAUGAGCUGUGUGAACACAGGUUCCUCCUCUGUGAGACAGGGCUAAUCCUGAUAACUGCCUCUUGGGGGUAAGCUUGUGAUGAUAAACCAGGAUGACCUAUGUCCAGCACCUGGCACAGUGCUGGGCAUAUCCCAAGAGCUCCGUAGGUAUGAACCGUCGUCAUUACUUGCCCUUCUAUACAAGUGACUGACCCAGAGCAACAUGGACCCAUUUUAAGGACUGGUCCUGCUGAAAUGUAACACCACCUUGCCUCCCUCCCUUUAGUUUACUUUCUCUUCCAGAACUUUCCAGGUAGAGCUACUACCCCAGGAAUGAGGGUGGGGGGCCAAAAGGCUCCUGUGGUAUCUCCCCCUCCUUCCCUACUGGUCCCCCAGAGCCAUAAAGAGGUCUGCAUUUUUCACAUGCCUCUGUCAUCCUGGCCCGCGUAGCCCAUGCUCUGGCUGUACGGAGGCAGGGCCCCGUCUACCCAGAAAACAGGGAGUGGAGAGGGGAUGCCAGCCCCUGCCACUCCCCUCAGCUCCAGCUGGCAGGCAGGCAGGAGAAGCUUGCUCUUGGGCUGGUUUCACUUCCUGGUGUCCUCAGACCUGUCUGUCGGGUUUGGUUUGGGUUGAAGACCGAGAGAGGAAGUGCUUCCAUACAAAAUAAAAGAAAUUCAAGAAUCUGCCUCUACCCUCCACUCCACCACCACAAAAGAAUGGGAUUCAGAAUAAUAAUGAAAACAAUAAUAAUAAUGAAGAUGGUAACAAUGAUAAAUAUAGCUAUAAUUCACUGUGGGCCUAUGCAUGCUCAGGCAUUGUCUGAAGCAUUUUGAUGGCCGAUAAAUUCAUUUAAUUAUCACAACAACCUCAAUGCCACAGAUACCAUUAUUAUCCCCAUUUUAGAGAUGAGAAAAUGAGCCUUAGCGACACUAGAUAACUUGCCUAAGUUCAACCAGCUAAAAAGUGGCAGAGCCAGCCUCUGGGCCCAGCCUGCCUGGCGCCAGACCCCCUGCGUACCACACCCAGGGCCCCAGGCCUCCCAGGUGCAGUACAGAUAUGGCUCUGAUUCCAUUAUCCUCUAUCAGCCAACCCCAGAUCCCAAACACCCACACCCCAAACUCCAUCACCAAAUAACCUCCCUGGAGUGUGUGGGGCCCAAGAGGUAAGAGCUGGGGUGAGGCCCAACUAGGUCUCCCUCCCAGAAGAAAAACACAGGGAGGUGGGAGGGACCGGAUGGGAAGCCCUGCCCUUUUCAGUCCCAGCACCCGAGGAAGCCCUCAGUUCAGGAGAUGCUCCAACAGUGCAGCAGCCCAGUUCCCUGGUGACUUUUUCUUUUUUUUUUUGUGAGGAAGAUCAGCCCUGAGCUAACAUCCAUGCUAAUCCUCCUCUUUUUUUGCUGAGGAAGACCAGGUCUGAGCUAACAUCUAUUGCCAAUCCUCCUCCUCUUUUUUUGUUCUCCAAAACCCCAGUAGAUAGCUGUAUGUCAUAGUUGCACAUCCUUCUAGUUGCUGUAUGUGGGAUGCGGCCUCAGCAUGGCCGGACAAGCGGUGCGUUGGUGCGCGCCCAGGAUCCGAACCCCAGCUGCCAGUAGCAGAGCGCGCGCACUCAACCCCUAAGUCACGGGGCCGGCCCCCUGCUGACUUUUUCUUAGGCAAAUUUUCACCAGCAUCAAGAAUGUCCCUUCCUCAAGGUGGCUGAGGCUGAGCCUCUUUGCUAGAAAAGAUUCUGGCUCCCUGGUCCAGCUGCCAAAAGGUGGGGACAUGGGCAGCCCUGGACACCAACAGGCUGACUGGCCAGGUCAUUCACAUUUUCCUCCUCCAGGCCAGGCAGUAUCUAACUGCUGAGCCCAAAUAAGAUGCUGUCUCUGCCCUCAGAGGGCUUACUCCUUCCCACUCCACGGCCAAGUGGCACACACUGAGCCCCACCACCAAUGGCUGCCACCAGCUUUUGGGCCAAGUCCUGGGCUUCAAUUCCGCUCAGCUUAACAAGCCAGAUCUGCUCCAGCACAACAGCAGCUUGACAAACUCACGGCGUGGGUCUUCUCUGGGAAAGACGCGCAUGGAGAGGAGGCAGCAAUUCCCCCAUUGUGGUAAAGAAUAAACAGAGAGGUACAGCAAGACAGUGUGGCCAUCAGGCUGUCUGAGCCCCAGAGAACAUCUGGCUCACUCUGGCCGCCACAUCUCUCCAUUCCCACCAUCACGCCACCCUGGACCAAGCCACCAUCAAUGUUUGCCUGCGGUCACUGCGGCAGAGUCCCAGCCAGUCUGGGCACUGAUCCUCCCGGCCUCUUCAUGCCUCCCCGACUGUGGCCUUGGCUCCACCACAGUGGUCUCGGCUCCUCAAAAGGGUUUCACUCUACACUUAAGGUCUGGGCAUUUUACUGUCUGUACGUCAAGCCUUAUCAAAAACUAUAGGAAGGCCACUGGUGCAAGAAUCUCAUUAGCAAGACUUAGCAGAGAGCAUACAAAACAAUUUUCUCAAACAUUACCAUUUCAAAGCAAUCUACAAUAAAAAUCUUCAUGACUACAUACUUGCUUGUGGGUAAUACUAAUUCCAGACCAUAAGAAACUGAGGAUAAAUUAAUUUUGUCCUUAAAAACAGUUUCCUCACUCUCCUUGGGACCUGCUGCUUGCCAUGGAACACUGUCCCCUAAUGCCCUUACACAGUCUUCACGUCUCAACUUCCACACGUCUCAAUCCCCUUACAGCGGAAUCCCCUCAGCCCCCAGGCCAGGCUAUGCCACACGCACCAACAGCAUUCUCUACCU
Messenger RNA from Diceros bicornis minor, 4022 nucleotides. RefSeq names its product small integral membrane protein 5 (gene SMIM5). The transcript is spliced from 2 exons. The record is from RefSeq and is a predicted model, not a curated record. NCBI's taxonomy places the organism in Eukaryota, Metazoa, Chordata, Mammalia, Perissodactyla, Rhinocerotidae. Bases 1 to 294 code for a protein of 97 amino acids.